Molecule: messenger RNA, 1002 nt
Organism: Alternaria rosae
Lineage: Eukaryota; Fungi; Ascomycota; Dothideomycetes; Pleosporales; Pleosporaceae
Product: ubiquitin-conjugating enzyme E2-16 kDa
Exons: 2
Coding region: 240-755 (171 amino acids)
Biological process (GO): protein polyubiquitination
Cellular component (GO): nucleus
Molecular function (GO): ubiquitin conjugating enzyme activity
Source: RefSeq, a predicted model, not a curated record
CAACUUUCCCCACAUCUACAACCCUCUUUUCACGUCAAUCACCUGCCACUGCACUGCAUCCGCCUACCCACGAGCGCAGUUACUGUGUUGCAGUCUAUCCUUACUCUCUGUGCUUCCUUUAUCUGUGCACCAGUUUCUACCUGGCUACUUGACUACACCGCCUACCCCGGUGUAGUACCAGAGUCUCUAGCACGAGACACAGCCUAACCUACGAACAACUCACUCAACCAACCGUGAAUAUGAGCACCGGAGCAAAGAAGCGUAUCAUGAAGGUGAGCCACUACAUCGAGACGGGCGCAGAAGUAACCAUACUAACAGGGCCACAGGAGUACGGCGAGUGCAUGGCUGACACACCGCCGGGUAUGAAGAUCAACUUCGACGAGCAGAACAUGACCAAGUGGGAAGUGUUGAUGGACGGGCCAGCCCAGUCGGCGUACGCUGGCGGCCACUUCAAGCUCGAGAUUACCUUCCCGACCGAAUACCCCUUCAAGCCACCCGUCGUCAGCUUCCGAACCAAGAUCUACCACCCCAACGUCAGCAACGACGACAAAGGGUCCAUGUGCCUGGGUCUGCUGCGCGCUGACGAGUGGAAGCCGCCAAACAAGGUGGUGUCAGUCCUCCGCCUCAUCCAGACGCUGCUCAUCGAGCCCAACCCAGACGACGCCAUCGAGCCGUCCAUCGCCAACGAGUACCGGGAGAACCGCAAGGAGUUUGAGAAGAACGCAAAGGACUGGGUCAAGCGCUAUGCCAAGUGAGGGGUCACGGGUCCUCUACCGGCCAGGCGGAUAUGGGCAUCGUUUAGAGUAGGCAGUCAGUCGCACAGGGCUCGUCGGAUACAUAUUGCAUCUUUGGCGUUCGGCGAAAUUUGCAUGCGGACGGAACACGUCUUGACCGGUGUGGGCGAAGAAGCAUCCAAUGUUUUGCAGAUCGCGAUGCAUCCGCAGCUUAGGUAGGCAUCGGGCGAUUAUGCAGGGUAGACUUACUCGGGCUCGCCAAAUAAGA